Morus notabilis is the source of this 1582-nucleotide messenger RNA. Its product is annotated as putative S-adenosyl-L-methionine-dependent methyltransferase MAV_4444. The coding region runs from base 153 to 1250 and encodes 365 amino acids. The record is from RefSeq and is a predicted model, not a curated record. NCBI's taxonomy places the organism in Eukaryota, Viridiplantae, Streptophyta, Magnoliopsida, Rosales, Moraceae. The transcript has 2 exons. Gene Ontology annotation, biological process: methylation. Gene Ontology annotation, molecular function: methyltransferase activity.
CUAGAUUGUUACCUUCCCUUUCAUCAAGGCACAAGAAGCUGGAUACGGUAGAGGUGUUUUUGUGAGCAUUGGUUUUGUGUGUGGUUCUCUUUUCUUAUCCUAAAUAACCCGUAACCUGUGAUCUUUUCCUAAACCCUUCUGCUAUAUAUACCAUGCAUUAUCUUCUUCACGGCCUUCUAAUAUUCUUUGAAUCUCCCUGCAAUUAUAUAUCAAUGUCGGGUCAAGAAAACGGCUUGCAACAAGCCCCGAAAUGGGCCGACUAUAAACUUCCAGACCUGUUGUUCACCGACGCCGUCCAGCAACUUCAUGCUACAAUUGGAAAAGAAUGGGAUGCCCUCAGACAGUCAGCAUGUCAAACAGCAGCCGGGCGAGCUCUCUGGAGACACGUGAUCCAUGACCCUCUAGCAGACUUAUUAGCGGGAGAGACAUACCUAAGAAGCCUUCAUGAGAAGAUAGAGAAAGACUGCAUCAACAAUGCAAGUGAGAUAUCUGGAGUGAUUCUAGCCAUUCGAACCCUCUGGAUAGAUUCGAGACUGGAAGAAGCUCUUCAUCCCUCACAUGGAAAAGAGACCCAGAUUGUUCUCCUUGGUGCAGGAAUGGACGGGAGGGCAUACCGGUUAAGUUGCUUGAAGGAAUGUGAUGUGUUUGAAGUUGAUUUACCUGAAGUCUUGCAAAUGAAAACCUCUCUUCUGCAAGCAGCAGUGGAAUCUACAAAUGAUCACCAAAAUGCGAGGGUAAUAGCAAAAUCCUUAACCAGAGUGGAAGCUGACAUUAAAGGUAAUGACUGGUUGGAAAAACUUAAAGUAUCAGGGUAUGUGCCAGAGAAGAACACAGUGUGGAUUCUAGAGGGUAUCCUCUACUACCUCACUCAUCCCCAAGCAAUGCAGGUACUGAAGAUUAUAGCUGACAAAUGCACAACUACUCGGACAACCCUUCUGGCAGAUUUUAUGAAUAAACCGUCAACUUCACUUUCCAAUUCGCUCUUCCAUUUCUACAGUGAUUGGCCCGAUCAUCUCCUGCCAUCUCUUGGCUUUUCUCAUGUUACACUUUCACAAAUUGGUGAUCCAGAUGCUCAUUUUGGACUCCUUCAUGACCCAUCAAAUUUGUUCAACAAGCUCCGCAACUUGCCUAGGUCGAUACAAACCCACCCAGAUGGAACACCGUGUUGUCGUUUGUAUUUAGUACAGGCUUCUGGCUCCCCAACUCAAACUCUAGAGCCAGCAGAUUUAUCGUUAAAUAUCUCCACAUAGCUCUACACCCUGCAAAGGUUACUACAAAUGCGACCAUGCAAGGGAAUACCUUGCCAUCACUUGUAUCAGGAGAACACCUUGUUCACCCGCUUAAAGAAUACCAGAGAAGAUCAACCAUCAAUCAUUAUGAAUAUGAGAUACCAUGUGUGUGAACUCCUGAUUGAGGCAUGGGCAUCGUCGUGUUGUAGUCUUGCUUAAGGAAUAUAAUUCCCAUUUGAAAAUUAGAGAAAUAUAUGUCCAAUAUUUCCUCAGAAAUCAUGUUUCUAUAUUAAAAUUACAGUUCAUUAGAAAGUAAAAUUUUCAAAUACGCCAGACUGGCCGCUGGUAACAGA